AUGGCGGAAAAGCCUUCUGUCAUGUCUCAGUCCGACCUACGAGCACCUAGCCCCUAUGAAGUCGCCUUGAACGAGCUCCGAGAACUCGAAUCUGGGCCCCAAUGUCACAGCAUAGCCGCAAGGCUCUUGGUGAACAGCUGCCAUUUCAUCGAGGAUAAGAACGAGACAGCAGUCCUUGCAGAUAGUGGUAGGGUGGUGCGAGACUUUGUCGACUCUUACGCAGCAAGUCUAGCUAUCUGCGACUUAGAGAGGGGGAGCUUCCAAAUACCGGACGAAUGUUCCAACUUUCGAGAAACAGUCCUUAGCAGGCUUCCUCUAGACCACCAGGGCCAUCUACAUAACACCUGGGUCAGUUAUCGACACAAAGCUGUACGGUUCUGCGAGGCUGCCCAGGCAGAAAAUAGGAAGGCUCAAAAAAUCCUCCUGUUCGAGCGCGUCACGAAGAUCAUGUGGAAAUUCACGAAUGAAGUAGAGGAAAAGUUUGAGCAUACCAUGGUAGAUCUCAACUCAAGGGCCAAGGCGACAGGCAAGGCAAUCGACGAUCUGUCGCCGCAGCUUGACAGAUUGCGUAACGGCCUGGAGUAUCUGCAGGGGAUUAUGCUCAGUUCGCUAAACAAUGCCUUCAAGGAUACAGCAGAUUCGGCCGAAAAGGGGGCUAGAACUGCCAUCGAGCUACAGCGAAUACUCGAGAUGAUUCUGAACAACUCUCGAGACGGCCAGACGGAAUUAGCGUCUGCUUACGAACGGUCGCUGCAGGCAGCAAGCCCGCAAGUCGAUUCGGCAAUGGGCAGGAUCGUUGACGCGAUUUCGGUGAUUGCGGACAGUUCCCUGAAUCUGCAGAGACAAGCCGAAGCCUCCCACGGCCGGAUGUUGGAAUUAGAAUCGAGACAGAAGAAUAUAGAAUUGGCGAGUAACAACGUCUCCGUUUUCGGGUUCUAG
Molecule: messenger RNA, 939 nt
Organism: Durotheca rogersii
Lineage: Eukaryota; Fungi; Ascomycota; Sordariomycetes; Xylariales; Xylariaceae
Exons: 5
Coding region: 1-939 (312 amino acids)
Biological process (GO): karyogamy involved in conjugation with cellular fusion; nuclear membrane fusion involved in karyogamy
Cellular component (GO): endoplasmic reticulum membrane
Source: RefSeq, a predicted model, not a curated record